Molecule: messenger RNA, 570 nt
Organism: Phytophthora infestans T30-4
Lineage: Eukaryota; Oomycota; Peronosporomycetes; Peronosporales; Peronosporaceae
Exons: 1
Coding region: 1-570 (189 amino acids)
Cellular component (GO): membrane
Source: RefSeq, a predicted model, not a curated record
AUGGCGCGUGGGAAUACGCUGCGCUGGUCGCGAGCGUUGCUUCGCUUCCUCAACUUCGCGUUGAGUCUGGUGGCGCUGGCAACUCUGUCGCGAGCGUUUGUGGGGUCCUCGUACUAUGGCUACUCGAGUAUGCUCGGCAGCAGAGCGGCCACGUACGCGACGCUAAUGACGUACACGGGCAUGUUGGUGGGACUCUUCUUCCUGCUUUUCAUGGAGCUCAUGCGGCUCUUCCCGCGUCCAACACCGCGUCUCAUCGAACAGCUCCUGGAUCUUCUCUUAGCGGCCUUGCUGGUAGUGGCGGGGAUUGUGCUGGUGGCGUCUGACUAUGUGGCCAACUGCUCUGUGUAUGGCUACAUGCUACGUUGCAACCAGCUGAAGACCGCGGUGGUUUUCACUUUUUUGGCCUCGCUUUCGUACUUUGUCACGUUUUUGCUUGACUGUUGCGAGAGCUUCAUGGGAUCACGUGGCACUGGAGACCACAGCGACUCUGACGAAGCUGGCCACGGGUAUCACGCUGAGUCGACGCCUACCGGAGGCUCGACACCAAAAGACGCAUCCAACCGGGUGUAA